AUGUUCACAUUUUCUCUAUUAACCCCAGGGAAAGGUGAUCACUCUUUUAAAGCGUCGCUUUUGACGUUUGACAAUGAAAUGCGAAUACUAGCGGAUCCAUCAUGGAACGGAAUAGAUCCUAAUGCAGUACAAUUUAUGGAGCACCAUCUACAACAAACGGAUGCAAUCAUCAUCUCGCAUUCGACAAAUGAGUUCAUCAGUGGGUACAUUUUGCUAUGUAUAACAUAUCCAAGUAUAAUGUCCAAUAUACCAGUUUACUCGACGUUACCAGUUAAUCAAUUGGGCAGAAUCUCCACUGUGGAGUAUUACAGAUCCCAGGGUGUUCUUGGCCCUUUAUUGUCAAACCUUGUUGAGUUGGAUGAUAUUGAUAAUUGGUUUGACAAGUUUAUCAUUGUCAAGUACCAACAAAAUGUAACAAUCUGUGACAGAAAGAUAACCAUGACGCCGUACAAUUCAGGACAUUCCUUAGGUGGGACAUUUUGGUUGUUGGUGAAGAAAAUUGAUCGUGUCAUUUAUGCCCCCAGCUGGAACCACUCCAAGGACGCCUUUUUGAAUAGUGCAAGCUUCAUCAACUCAACGCUGGGUAAUCCCCAUUUGGCAUUACUUCGUCCAACAGUUUUUAUCACGGCUACCGAUUUGGGGUCUCCAAUGUCACAUAAAAAGCGUUGUGAGAAGUUCUUGCAAUUGGUGGACGCCACCUUGGCUAAUGGUGGCUCAGCUGUAAUACCAACGUCCAUCUCAGGCCGAUUCUUGGAGGUUUUCAAUUUGGUUGAUGAACACUUGAAAGGUGCGCCAAUACCAGUUUACUUUCUAUCGUAUUCCGGAACCAAAAUUUUAAGCUACGCCUCAAGUUUGAUGGAUUGGAUGUCUCUGGGCUUUAACAAAACUUGGAAUUCUGAUAGUGGGAACAAUAGUCUACUACCUUUCAAUCCAAGUAAAGUUGAUUUGCUAUUGGACCCGUCAGAGUUGAUGCAGAUUCCUGGAGCUAAAAUAAUCUUUUGUGCCGGUUUGGAUUUGAAAAACGGUGACCUUUCAAGUAAAGUGUUUCUGUACCUAUGUAAUGAUGAGAGAACGACUGUUAUAUUAACCGAAAAACCAUCAUUAGCAAAUGUAGAACAAGGCCUGGGUUUAAGUAGAGAUUUGUAUCAAGAAUGGGUCAAGUUGUCUAAAGAAAGGACUGGAAAAGUUGUUGAUGGAACUCCAGUACCAUUGGAAAAGAUUGUAAAUUUGGACAGCUGGUCGCAAGAAGAGGAAGUUGAUGGACCUGAGUCAAUUGUAUUUAUGAAUAAGAUUACCCAAAAAAGAAAAGAAAAGCUAAUGGCAAAGGUACGGGACCAAAAGAGGCAAAACUUGCUCAGUACCGAUGUGAUUGAUGUUGAGGAUUCAUCAGAUGAUGAUGAGGACGAAAUAGAGGAUGACAAGAAAGUGGGGGAAAUAUUUGAUGGAGAAGCACAAAAGGAAAAGACUCGUGUUCCUUCGACAAAAGAAGUUGACGAAUUAAUCCAGCAUGAAGCUUUUGUUAUGGACAAUGUGAAGCACAGUAUGGAGAGCCAUUUGCCAAUUGAUAUCAAAAUAAACCAUAAAUUAAAACCUCGUCAAGCCAUGUUUCCUUACUUCCCACCAAAAGCCAAAUUUGACGAUUAUGGUCAAAUUAUUGAUGCAAAGGACUUUGAAAGAACUGACCAGGUAUCCCACAACAAGAUUAUAAUGGAGGGUAAAAAGAAAUUUGACGAAAAGAAACAAAAAUGGAACAAGAAUGAUAAGACAGACAAAAAAAAGAACCAACAGGCGAGCAAAUUAACCCCACAGGAACAAGUUAACCAGCAGUUGUUGCAAAAAUAUCUAGACACAUUAUCGAGGCCAAUGAAAAGGGUUCAGUUGAGACAAAGAUCAUCAGCAAGCACCCAGUUGAGAGUUAGGUGUGGUUUAGCUUUUGUUGACUUGUCGGGUUUGGUAGAUUUGCGAUCGUUGGGUAUUAUUGUUCAGGCGGUUAAACCAUACAAUUUGAUACUCUUACCGGAUGAGAGAGUAAGUGACCAAUCAGGACUUGAACAAGUUGAAAAGUUUUUUGAACAGCAACAGAAUGAACAAGAAAUGGAGCAUACAAAGAAACAAAUGUUAAACUCAUCAAGAUAUUUAUCAUUGGCUGCCAUCCGUGAUGGGUUAUCUAGUUCUAUGUCACAGUUUUCUAGCGGCAAGCUUAACGUUCUCGUUGCUAAAGAUAAUGAAGCAGUCAAGAUUGGUGUAGACGCUGAAAAUGGUGUCAUUGGGUUAAGGAACUUUGAAAUAAACUUGGACGAUGAAGUCGUUUCCACCUUGAAAUGGCAAUCAGUGGGCGAUAAUUAUAAAGUGGCAAAAUUGUACGGUGAAUUGGAGUUGACGAAUGAACAAGGACUUCCAGAAGAACCUUUACAAAAGAAGCCAAAGACAUUGCAGGACUACAUCAACUCAAAUACCCAAUUUUCGUUAAAGCCAGUUGAAUCGAGUGAAGCGUUGAGCAAGCAUACCGAGAACAACAUACUUGCAAAGACCAAUGAUCCUAAAUUGCUAAUGAUGAUAUCGAAUGCACCUAAAUUGGCUAUAGGUAAUAUCCGAUUACCUGAUUUGAAGAAGAAGUUGGCGUCCCUUAAUCUAAACGUUGAAUUUAAAGGAGAAGGGACUUUGGUAGUUAAUGAUACCUUGGCAAUACGUAAAAUAGCCUACGGCUCCUUAGAAAGUGAUGACAGUGGUGACAUUGUCAUUGAUGGAAAUGCAGGACCAUUGUAUUACCAAGUCAAGGAUUGUAUAAGAGAAAUGUUGGCAUAUGUAUAG
Molecule: messenger RNA, 2811 nt
Organism: Lodderomyces margitis
Lineage: Eukaryota; Fungi; Ascomycota; Pichiomycetes; Serinales; Debaryomycetaceae
Product: cleavage polyadenylation factor subunit
Exons: 1
Coding region: 1-2811 (936 amino acids)
Biological process (GO): mRNA 3'-end processing by stem-loop binding and cleavage
Cellular component (GO): mRNA cleavage and polyadenylation specificity factor complex
Molecular function (GO): RNA binding
Source: RefSeq, a predicted model, not a curated record